This is a messenger RNA of Camellia sinensis, 807 nucleotides long. NCBI's taxonomy places the organism in Eukaryota, Viridiplantae, Streptophyta, Magnoliopsida, Ericales, Theaceae. The record is from RefSeq and is a predicted model, not a curated record.
AUGUGUGAGUCAUUCAAUAACAACAUCUUGGAAGCUAGGGACAAACCUAUAGCCAGCAUGCUUGAAUGGAUUAGAAAGAGGGUAAUGCACAGGAUUCAAAUCAAGAAGGAAGGGAUGGAAAAAUACACUGGUGAAAUUUGUCCCAACAUUGUCAAAGAUUUGAAAGCACUAAAGGUGCAAGCUAGGAAUUGUUUUGCAACCUAUUGUGGUGACAGAAAAUUUGAAGUAGAUUGUGGUGAUACCACACAUAUUGUUGAUUUAGAGGAAAAGAAAUGCAGUUGUAGGAUGUGGGAUUUGGCUGGAAUACCUUGUAAACAUGCAGUUGAAAUAGGAUUUCCAAUAGUGGCUCCUCCAUUAUACAGAAAACAGCCUGGAAGACCACCAAAAAUGAGAAAAAAAGGUAUAGAUGAGCCAAGAAACCCUGUCAGAGUUUCAAGGCAGAAUAGGUUCAUGGUUUGUGCUAGAUGCCUUCAGAAAGGUCACAACCAAAGGUCUUGUAAGGGUCCAGUCCAUCCCAAGUCCAAGCUUUUUAAGCAAAAAAAAAGUAACCAGCAGCAACCACCUUCACCAGCAACAAUAACAGCAACAGCAACAGCAACAGCAACAGCAACAACAUCUCAACCCAGAAGGAAGCUCCCUAGUAGGAGGGCCAACACAUCCUUAUCUCAACCCACUAGAGUUGGCCAAACAUUUGAAGAAUUUCCAAGUAUGAGAGGCGACACAUCAACAUCUCAGCCUAUUAGAGUGCAAUACAGUUCUCCAGAAUUUGAUAACUCAUCAUCUCAGCCCACUAGUUAUGGUAGAUGA